Molecule: messenger RNA, 1199 nt
Organism: Spinacia oleracea (spinach)
Lineage: Eukaryota; Viridiplantae; Streptophyta; Magnoliopsida; Caryophyllales; Amaranthaceae
Product: eukaryotic translation initiation factor 6-2
Exons: 8
Coding region: 234-971 (245 amino acids)
Biological process (GO): cytosolic ribosome assembly
Molecular function (GO): ribosome binding
Source: RefSeq, a predicted model, not a curated record
GUUUUUAUUUUCUAUAAAAUUCAGCCCCUACCCUUUCCGCAAACUCCAACUCUGCAAAUCGCAUAGUCCUUCCUGCUCCUCCCGCAUCCUCUCCUCUUAAAACCUAACUACUCUCCCCAAGCAACCUCCUCUAGUUGGCGGCGCCACCUCUCCAACCACAUCUCCGUCGCCGCUUCUGCUAUCCUCGCUUCUUUUACCUCUGUGGUUCGUGUAUUUAUUUGAAUCAUCCAAUCAUGGCGACCAGGCUUCAGUUUGAGAACAAUUGUGAAAUUGGUGUCUUUUCUAAGUUGACCAAUGCUUAUUGUUUGGUCGCGAUCGGUGGGUCGGAGAACUUUUACAGUACGUUUGAGUCUGAGUUGGCGGAUUAUAUCCCUGUUGUGAAGACCUCUAUUGGUGGAACAAGGAUUAUUGGUCGAAUGUGUGCAGGAAACAAAAAUGGGCUUAUUGUGCCUCACUCCACUACUGACCAGGAACUCCAACACUUGAGGAAUAGUCUUCCUGAUUCCGUAGUCGUUCAACGCAUUGAAGAAAAGCUAUCUGCUCUAGGAAAUUGCAUAGCUUGCAACGAUUAUGUUGCUCUCACCCACACUGAUCUUGAUAAGGAAACCGAGGAGAUCAUUGCAGACGUACUUGGUGUUGAGGUUUUCAGGCAAACAAUUGCUGGAAACAUUCUAGUGGGAAGUUACUGUGCCUUCUCUAACAAAGGUGGUUUGGUCCAUCCUCACACCUCAAUUGAAGAUUUGGAUGAGCUAUCUACACUACUCCAGGUCCCCCUGGUGGCUGGAACAGUUAACCGAGGAAGUGAAGUAGUUGCUGCUGGGUUGACAGUGAACGACUGGACAGCAUUCUGUGGUUCGGACACAACGGCCACAGAACUAUCAGUGAUUGAGAGUGUUUUCAAGUUGAGGGAAGCCCAACCCAGUGCUAUUGUCGAUGAGAUGAGGAAAUCUUUAAUCGACAGCUAUGUCUGAGUUUAUCGCCCUUUUUAUUGGUGACUAAAACACCAUAUUGUGCUCUCAAAGUUAUCUUUAAAUUAGUAUAUGUUGAACUCUAUAGUAUAGUCAGUCUUAACUAUUUGGAAUUAUGAUCAGUUGAAUCAAACAGUUGAAUCAGGGAGAUGUAUUGUAGAAAAUUUAGUGUGAUCUGCAAAAUCCCAACAGCUUAAAGUGUGAUUUUCAAUUGUUAUUUGGGUUGGUUUA